ACGUAACGUCAAAAUAAUGUCAAUAUCGUAGGUUGUAAUUGUUUUUUCUCUUUAAUAAAUUAUUGCUUAUCGUGGAAACAUGCGGACUUUAGCACUUGGUUAAACCUUUAGUAAAUGUACUAUUGUGUAUUAUAAAAAAAACAUUCACAGUUAAAAACGUUCACUUGGUGUUGAAGGUUUUCGAUUUCUUUAUUGGUUGUAUUGCGACAAAGAAAUAUGGGUAAUAGGGCCUCUGUUCUUCUUAGAGAAGAAGAAAUCGCUCAAAUUCAACAAGAAACUGAAUUUACUCCAAAUCAAAUAGAGAGGUUAUAUUCACGUUUCACGUCUUUAGACCGAGGUGACUGUGGGACAUUGAGCAGAGAUGAUUUCUUACGAAUACCGGAACUAGCAAUCAAUCCUUUAGGAGAAAGGAUUGUUAAUUCUUUCUUCCAAGAUGAUGGUUUCAAUGAUCGUGUAAACUUUAGACAGUUUAUGCGUGUUUUGGCCCAUUUUAGACCUGUGAAGAAAAAUAAAGAAAAUAAACUAAACUCUAGGGUGCAGAAAUUAAAAUUUGCAUUUAAAAUGUAUGAUUUAGACAAUGAUGAUAUGAUAUCUCGAGAUGAACUUCUUGCAAUCUUACAUAUGAUGGUUGGUGCUAAUAUAAGUGAAGAGCAACUCACAAGUAUUGCAGAAAGGACAAUUUUGGAGGCAGAUGAAGACAAAGAUCAAAUGAUAUCCUUCGAAGAAUUUUGUAAAGCCCUACAAAGAACAGAUGUGGAACAGAAAAUGAGCAUCAAAUUCUUGAGUUAAGAAUAAUACUUUAAUACUAAGAAAUCUUGUUUUAUGGUUUGAUUUUAUGGUGAAGUAUAUUUAAAAAGUUUAAUAACCAGAAUCAAAGUAUUGAUUUACUAACCUGUAUGAAUUUAAAGGAUAUACUU
Messenger RNA from Agrilus planipennis (emerald ash borer), 917 nucleotides. RefSeq names its product calcineurin B homologous protein 1 (gene elm). The record is from RefSeq and is a predicted model, not a curated record. Gene Ontology annotation, molecular function: calcium ion binding. The transcript is spliced from 4 exons. The coding region runs from base 217 to 789 and encodes 190 amino acids. Lineage: Eukaryota; Metazoa; Arthropoda; Insecta; Coleoptera; Buprestidae.